AUGUCUUCUCAGCUUUGUAGCCUCAACAAUCACUCUCUAUUACGCCGUAAUGCUUCUCGCUUGCCAGGCAUGUCCAGCCGUGUCCGUGACGGACGUUCCUCAUCGCCCUCCAAUAGAGGGCCAUCCAGUCGCCGUUCCCCUAGCCCAAGUGGUGACGACUUGGGACGCGAACUCGGUUCGCCCACAGCUUCUACACCUGCCAAUCAGGUGCCAGCCACCGCCUUCACGUUAAGCAGCGCACGUCGCACUUUGGCUGGUGGUGAAAAGGCCUUUUUCGAGACCAUGUCAAUGAAUGCUGGGUUAGACCCAGUGCAUCAUGAAUAUGCCCAAUACCUUGCUGAGGUCAACGGAUUGGCGGCGCAACACAUUGCCCAAUCAGUUGCCCAAGCUAAAACGCUAUUCAACAUCGAUAAGCUUUCUGACGCGGUAGGCCGCAUGGCAGAAAAGCUUGAAGAGGUCUCGAGCAUGCUUGAGAACCACUUGUCGGCUGAGUCCCAAUCUAACGGGCCCAGUGCGAAUGCCGUGGCUUGGGUUUGUUCUCCGGAACUCCAUUCGUACACGGCUUUAGAAGCCAAUCGUGUUUGGCUUUCUCAUUCGUUUUUUAGCUCGAUACGAACCCGCCUCAAUGCUCAACCCAAUGAAUGGAAGCAACAGCAUCUUCCAGGAGGGAGUCUUGGAAUCCAAGACAGCGUUGGCACUAGGUUGUUGACUACUCACAUCAGGAAUGUGUGCAAGCACACUCGUGAAAAACUUCAUAUCUUGCUUUUAACCGGGAUUUACGAUCCCAAGACUGGUGCGGUCAUGGACGACCCAGUGCCAAACCUCAAGUUGCUAUGGCACAGGAUCGCAAACAGGAUGGGCGUCGCCGGCUCACACGCCGAUGCUAACUCUUUAUGGGCCAAUACCGAUGCGCCCACCCGCGCUCGAAUCGCUUAUCUAGUAAGCGAUUCGAAAAAGUCUCCUUGUCUCAAGCAACUUUCACACUCCAACUUCUUACUCUUUGUCCCUCUCUUACACCAGCGCCGCGAAGCUGUCCAUAUCUUCCAAAACGGCCGCGGUUCUGGGUCAGUUUGGGCCAGUGUGGACAAGAAACUCGCCAGCUUGCGAGCCAAAGGGGACGACUAUACCAUUGCUUUUUACAAAGUUGUGUAUAAUCAAGACAGAGAGGCGUUCAACUUCAAGAACUUAUUUGACGAACUUAAAGAAACCUGUGAUUUUGCGCUGCCAACCGACGAGGUUGUUGAAGAUGCAAUUGGUGCCGAACAAUCCAAUCAAGAUGACGAGUAG
Messenger RNA from Melampsora larici-populina 98AG31, 1287 nucleotides. RefSeq lists its product as uncharacterized. The coding region runs from base 1 to 1287 and encodes 428 amino acids. The transcript is spliced from 7 exons. Lineage: Eukaryota; Fungi; Basidiomycota; Pucciniomycetes; Pucciniales; Melampsoraceae. The record is from RefSeq and is a predicted model, not a curated record.